AUGAUACGAGUUGUACAGCUGACGCUGCUCGGCUCCAUUCUCUCUAACAUGUUGCUUGUUCUUGGCUGCGCCUUUUUCUGUGGCGGCCUUGGGAAUGCGGUUGUGAAUUCAGGAUUGCUUUUGAUGGCUGUUAUGGGGCUACUCUUCCCUGCUGUUCUUCAUUACACACAUAGUGAGGUUCAUGCUGGUUCGUCAGAGCUUGCUCUCUCAAGGUUCAGUAGUUGCAUAAUGCUCGUCGCAUAUGCUGCUUACCUUUUCUUCCAGCUAAAGAGCCAGCGCAGUUCUUAUACCCCUCUCACCGAGGAUAUGAACCAGAGCGAAGAAACCUCGGACGAUGAUGAAGAUCCUGAGAUCUCCAAGUUGGAAGCUAUCAUUUGGCUUUCAAUCUUGACGGCUUGGGUCUCUCUUCUCUCCGGCUAUCUUGUGGAUGCCAUAGAGGGGGCUUCGGUCUCGUGGAAGAUACCAAUAUCUUUUAUCAGUGUCAUCUUGCUUCCUAUAGUGGGGAACGCGGCAGAGCAUGCAGGUGCUAUUAUGUUCGCCAUGAAAGACAAGCUGGAUCUUUCUUUGGGAGUGGCUAUUGGUUCCUCAAUCCAGAUAUCCAUGUUUGCGGUUCCUUUCUGUGUGGUGAUCGGAUGGAUGAUGGGCGCACAAAUGGACCUAAAUUUCCAGCUUUUCGAGACGGCUACACUGUUCAUAACUGUUAUUGUCGUAGCUUUCUUUAUUCAGGAAGGGACAUCGAAUUACUUCAAAGGAUUAAUGCUCAUUCUUUGUUAUUUGAUAGUCGCUGCCAGUUUCUUUGUACAUGAAGAUCCUCACCAAG
Messenger RNA from Eruca vesicaria subsp. sativa (arugula), 820 nucleotides. Lineage: Eukaryota; Viridiplantae; Streptophyta; Magnoliopsida; Brassicales; Brassicaceae. The record is from the annotation of a GenBank genome assembly.